CGACCCGACCCGACCCGAAUUCCUUUUCCCGCUCAACCUCUUUCGAAAUUCGGCUGCUGUAAUAAGGUCGUCUUGGAAAUUGGAAUUUGACAGUCGGCAUAUGCCGAAAGAAUGGCUUCGCGGAUCGGAGUUGAUCUUUGGGCGGAAAUCGUGGAGGAGGACGAGGAAUAUCAGCCACGGAGGGGAGUUUCGAAGCCUGAUAUUGCUGUUAUAUAUCGGAGGAAAUGCAGCGACGUCGUUGUAAGGAGGCAAUCGGAUACAAGUAGUGGGAAUAAGCCGAGGAAGAGCCUUGCAUCUGUUAAGAGAGUCAGUUGGAAUCGCUCACUAUCUACCAGAGGAAGAACUAGCAUUGCUGCCACUGCAUGUGUGGAACAUCAGCCACAACAAAGGAAGCCUAGAAGAAAUGCUAAGCCACCUGUUCCAAGAGGAAAAGCAGCUCAACUUCACAAUUAUGACAAAGAGCGGGCUUAUUUUCAGGACGUUGAUGCCUUUGAAUUGCUUGUAGAGAGUCCUUCACCCAAGAAGCCUGCAACGUGGAUAAUGAACACCGAAGCUGAAAAUGUUAUCUUACCACAUUUAUCCUCAGUAUUACGAAAAUGGCUGAUCUCUAGGAAGUUAAAUCCUACUUAUUCUUUGCAUGGAUCACUUUCUAAAAUAUUGGAAACCCCUGCAAUAUCCAAGGAGCCCAUCUUCCAUGAUAGUUUUACCUCUUCAGCUACAAUAAUGCACCAAAAAGACUAUAUGGAAGUUUGUUCAAGCUCACAUUCUACCCAACAAAGUCCUAAAUCACAUCUGAGCAAUAAACACGAUUCUGAAAUGGCAGUAGAAGAGUCAUGUGAAGAAAUUGAAGCUGCAGUUGGUAAACUAUCUUUGACUUCAAGGCCUUCACUUGAUGCUCAGGGCUGGAAUUCUUUUUCAGCUCUUCUGACUGCUUGUGGUCAGUCAGCUCCUUCAACAAUGACAGAAAUUUUAUUGAGCUACUGUGAUUGCAAAAAUAUCACGAAGGUUGGAGAAGGAACUUAUGGAGAAGCUUUCAAGGUUGGAGAUUAUGUUUGUAAAAUUGUCCCAUUUGAUGGAGAUUUGCAAGUCAAUGGAGAAGUGCAGAAGAAAUCAGAAGAACUAUUGGAAGAAGUUGUGCUUUCCUGCACUCUCAAUCGCCUCAGAGGACAUGAGGGUGACAUAUAUAAUGCUUGCACUACUUUUAUACAAACAAUAGAUUUGAGGGUGUGCCAAGGAAGUUAUGAUUCUGCUCUAGUAAGUGCAUGGGAGGAGUGGGAUGGAAAGCAUAGUUCAGAAAAUGACCAUCCAAAGGAAUUUCCUUCUGAUCAGUGCUAUGUUAUGUUUGUUCAAGAACAUGGUGGUCGGGACCUUGAAAGCUUUGUGCUUCUAAAUUUUGACGAAGCACGAAGUCUGUUAGUUCAGGUCACUUCAGCUUUGGCUGUAGCAGAGGCUGCAUAUGAGUUUGAACACAGAGAUUUGCAUUGGGGAAACAUUCUCUUAAGUCGGAAAGGCUCUGCUUCUCUGCCAUUCAUUCUUGAAGGAAAGACGUUACAAAUCAAAAGUUUUGGAUUGGUUGUCUCCAUAAUUGAUUUUACACUCUCAAGGAUGAAUACAGGGGAGGAUAUACUUUUUCUGGAUCUAUCAUCAGACCCGGAACUUUUUGAGGGUCCAAAGGGAGAUAAACAAGCAGAUACUUACAGGAAGAUGAGGAAUGUCACUGAUGAUCGCUGGGAGGGAAGCUUCCCCAAGACAAACGUGCUGUGGCUGCAAUACUUGGUGGACAUUUUGUUGUUGAAGAAAUCCUAUGAAAGAACCUCUAAAGAUGAAAGGGAUCUGCGGUCUCUAAAGAAACGCUUAACUAGUUACAGCUCUGCUAAAGAAGCAAUUACCGAUUCAUUCUUCAGCAACUUGCUGGUGGAAGAAUCAUGAAGCUUGCAUGCAUAGCAGGAUAUGCACUUCAGGUAUAAUACUGUAAAUGGAAAUAUGGAUUACCCCUUGUUAUUAGAUAUCCUGUGUUGGCUUUCGUCAUUCUGGCAUGCAACAAAGACACCAUGUAAGAAGAGAGUAGGGACACUUAUCUCGUCACUGUGUUGCUGUCAUCUAGAUAAGUAUGGGAUAUCACAUCAAACUUGAAUUUGAUGCUUAUAUCAGCCCACUACUAUUUCACCAGAUAAAUUAAGUGUUCUAUCUCUAAGCAAUCCAUGAGGUAAGAAAACUUUGCCGAUGCUUAUCUAUUUAUACGUAUCUGUUAUUGUUUGUGAGAAUCCAGUCAGAUAUGAGAAACUUUUGUAUCUUUUCAAAAGAGGUCAAUAGAUGAGGCCACAUGGUUGGGGGGCCUUUAAUGUGGCCUAAUAGAUUAUAAGAUAACAAUAGGGUGUGUCAUGCAUCUGAGUUGAUUCUUGAAGAAAGAACAAAAGCUCUGUAAAGACCAUAUGAAAAAAAAAAAAGUCUUUCUGCCGUUAAUCCUAACCUUAUGAUGAGUGGUCCACGAUUUCAGUAGUGCAUCGAAAAGUAGAAAUUUAAAAUGUUGCCAGUUUGGCAACAUUUUUCAAUGAUAUUUUUAGAGCUUGAGUUAGUUAAUUGAAAGAGUAGAUUAAAAGGGUUUAUAUGAAGUGCUUAAUUUGUGUUCAGUAAAUUGAUUAGGAUUUUUGGUUUUUGUAUGAGAAUUGGAAGGCCAGAUGAGAUUUAUAUCAACCGUUUCAAUUUCUUUUUCUUGAGAUUCAUCUUUGGUUACAUGCAUGUUUAUCAAUUCCCAAAAGCCUUUUUAUGAAUGCAUGUGUUGUGUACAUGCAAGAUUCUGUUUAGGUUGAGGCAACCAUAAAGAAUCACGAAUUCGAAAAAUGAGUCAGGUGAAAAGGAUACUGAGGUAUAAAUGUCUGUUUUUUAUUAAAUGGAAAGUACUUGCAUUCUUUUAUUUGAAGUUCCUGUCACUACAUAUAUGACAUAUAUUUUACAUAAAACUUGUUAUGCACAAAUAUAUGUCUAAACAGGUUAUAAUAGUAACAAAAGCAGUAAUUAA
Molecule: messenger RNA, 3019 nt
Organism: Andrographis paniculata
Lineage: Eukaryota; Viridiplantae; Streptophyta; Magnoliopsida; Lamiales; Acanthaceae
Product: serine/threonine-protein kinase haspin homolog
Exons: 15
Coding region: 112-1929 (605 amino acids)
Biological process (GO): intracellular signal transduction; mitotic cell cycle; protein phosphorylation
Cellular component (GO): nucleus; cytoplasm
Molecular function (GO): histone H3T3 kinase activity; ATP binding
Source: RefSeq, a predicted model, not a curated record